Molecule: messenger RNA, 4959 nt
Organism: Penaeus vannamei (Pacific white shrimp)
Lineage: Eukaryota; Metazoa; Arthropoda; Malacostraca; Decapoda; Penaeidae
Source: RefSeq, a predicted model, not a curated record
GAACAAGAAUUACAGACACGAAUUCCACACAAGUAGCCAGCAAAAAGAACGUACAGUUACCAACGGAGGCCGAGAGUCUGCCGAGCGGGACAAGCUGCACGUCGACUCGGUUUAUCCUUUCAACCCCUCCAACCCGUCUAUCCACAACCUCUAAUUCGGAAGGCUCUGAAGGAUCUGCGGGGCGUUUUCUCAUUUCCGGAAGGUGCACAGACCUUCAGGCGUCCCAAGGGCAAGGUCAGGAUACGUGACAAAGUGCAGGAGGAUCUCGAGGGCGAAUUAUAGGGUCGCCGGAGGUUAGGAGAGGUUGAAAGGUUACACAAGAUUCAGACGUUUGAGAGACGAUUCCAUCGCAUCGCUCAGCCUUGAAGAUUUCCCAAGGUCAAGAAAAGAAGGAGUGAAGGACGAGGCACAAUGCAGGACAUCGGCGAUCCUAUGAAAGUGGAGGUUCCGAAGAUCAACGACUUGUUCAGCCUCGACCCCUACAUCAAGCCCUUCGAGAGGGAGAUCAGGAGGAGUGGAUAUGGAUGCUUUAAGAAAUUACUCAGCCAAAUAACUGAAGCAGAAGGAGGACUGGAGAAAUUCUCUCGUGGCUAUGAGACCUUUGGCAUCCAUGUUAAUCCAGACAACAGUGUGACCUGCCGAGAAUGGGCUCCCUUGGCCCAGGGACUGUUCCUCAAAGGGGAUUUUAAAGUUGGACUUUGCAAAUGGCGAAAAACCGUGACUCCACCCCCACCCCGAUGGACCCUGCCCAUUCCCCUUGUCACGUUCAAGAUCAUAAAGAACAACACAAGUGUUCUGGAUGUUAACCUUGGUAUUUUUAAGUUAGCACACAAUAGGCUUGGACUUUGCCACGGGUUCAUGCUUUGUAGGAAUGUAGCCAUGGCACAAUGCCCAGUGUUCCCGAUCCUCUGGUCCUCAGCUAAAAUUGCUUGGAAUAUUGGUGUCUUGUCCUCAAAGGAUCAGGUAAACAGCUGCUAUAUUUCAUAUACAGUUGAAACACUCAUGUUUUUUGGUUUCUACAUCAUAGGUCAGGGGAGCCUGCGUGCAGGACGAUUGGAACCAGGCUGUUGCUCGGACCGGGCGGCACUCUGCUAUGUCCGACACGUAGGAGUUCUGCGCCAGUUUGAAUGGUUGCAUGGAAAAAAUUGUGAAUCAUUAAAGAGAAUUCAAAAUUUUUUGCUAAAUGAAUUUUCUUUUAUGGAGUUCACUAAACUUGAUAGAUUUGAGAGAUACUCUUUGGUCAUAUCUGAUAAUAGUUUCAAGAAUAUGGAUAGACUUCAGAAAUGUCUCCUUAUUAACCCAGUGCCGAAGGGUAAAAAUGUUUGGCGAGGGGACGUGGGACUCCUGACCCCAAAAGAUACUAUGGUGGACCGACUCUGUCCCUGGGCCUCGUAUGUGCUGCAGCCACCCAAGUCAGAGGGGAUCGCCUAUCAGCAUCAUUUCUGGAACCCUCCACCAGAAGAGAAAUAUACCUUCAAGCACCCAAAGCCAAAGAAGCCAUCAAGUCUGAGGAUCUAUGAGUGCCAUGUUGGCAUUGGUACUAGUGAGCCUAAAGUUGGAACAUACAAGGAGUUUACCCAUAAUGUUCUUCCCAGGAUAGCAAAGUUGGGGUACAAUGCUAUCCAGUUGAUGGCCAUUAUGGAACAUGCAUACUAUGCCAGCUUUGGGUAUCAGGUGACCAGUUUCUUUGCUGCUUCAAGCCGGUAUGGAACACCAGAAGAACUCAAAGAAAUGAUUGAUACCGCUCAUUCCAUGGGGUUGUAUGUUCUUUUGGAUGUUGUGCAUUCUCAUGCAUCCAAAAAUGUCUUGGAUGGUCUUAAUGAGUUUGAUGGAACAGACUCCUGCUAUUUCCAUGGAGGUGGCAGAGGGAUACAUGAUCUUUGGGACUCAAGAUUAUUCAACUAUUCAAACUGGGAAGUGCUGAGGUUCCUUCUGUCUAACCUUCGCUGGUACCUUGAAGAAUACAGUUUUGAUGGAUUUAGGUUUGAUGGUGUGACUUCCAUGCUGUAUCACUCCCAUGGAAUAGGUGAAGGUUUUAGUGGAGAUUACAAUGAAUACUUUGGGCUGAAUGUGGACAUAGAAGCUUUAGUAUAUCUCAUGCUUGCUAACCACAUGCUCCAUGAGCUCAGCCCAGAGAUUAUAACCAUUGCUGAGGAUGUCUCAGGAAUGCCUGCUCUUUGCCGGCCAGUAACAGAAGGUGGUGGAGGAUUUGACUACCGUCUGGGCAUGGCCAUUCCUGACACCUGGAUUAAGCUAUUAAAGGAGAAGGUAGAUGAUGAUUGGGAUAUGGGGAAUAUAUGCCACAUUCUUGAGAAUCGACGCUACAAGGAAAAGACAGUUGCUUAUGCAGAGUCACAUGACCAGGCACUUGUAGGAGAUAAGACCUUGGCCUUCUGGCUCAUGGACAAAGAGAUGUACACUCACAUGUCAAAGAUGUCCCCUCCUUCGCUGAUCAUAGAUCGUGGACUGGCCCUACACAAGAUGAUCCGCCUGAUCACACAUGGCUUGGGAGGAGAGGCCUACCUUAACUUCAUGGGUAAUGAGUUUGGACACCCAGAGUGGCUAGACUUUCCUCGCAUUGGCAACAAUGAAAGCUACCAUUAUGCACGCCGCCAGUGGAAUGUGGUUGAUGAUACCCUCCUGAAGUAUCAAUACCUUAAUAACUUUGAUGCUGCCAUGAAUAAAGCUGAAGAAAAAUACGGUUGGCUAAGAGCAGACCCUGGAUAUACAAGCACAAAGCACCAAGGAGACAAAGUCAUUGCAUUUGAAAGAGCAAACUGCAUCUUCAUUUUCAACUUCCAUCCUUCUAAAAGCUACACGGACUAUAAGGUUGGAGUUGGUUGUCCUGGGAAAUACAAGAUAGUACUCGACUCAGAUGCUGAGGAAUUCGGUGGCCACAAACUCCUAGAUCAUAACACAGAAUUCCACUCGAUCAAUGAAGGCUUCAACAGUCGUCCUAAUUGCCUGAUGGUAUAUAUCCCCAGCAGAGUAGCCAUAGUCCUUGCUAAAGUGGACUAAGAAAGGGAGGCUAAAUCAGCCAACUGAAACCAAGUGUGUUGUAACAGUAUAUAUGAUAUUGUGUGAUAGAAGAUUAAAAGAACUGGAAAUAACCUGAGGGUGUUUGUUGAUAUUUCAUUUUGAUUUUUUAUAUAUAUUUAUUAUAUACUGCAGUAUAAUAAUUUUUCUAUAUAUUGUAUAUUUCUCUGUUGCUAUAUGAAAUAUAUAUACAAACGUGUAAUUUAUAGGAGUUAUAUUAGAUUAUUUAUAUAUCAUCUAUAUUUAAAGUAAACAGAGUAAUAAACUGGAAAAGAACAUACUAUGUAAGUUAACAUAGAUAAUGAGUAGAUAUACCGAGAAUUAAAAUUUGUGCAGAGGUCUUAAAUUUUCAUUGUGUUUGGAGGCUAACAAUCAGAAGCUCAAAUAGGCUUUUAUGCUUCAUGGAGAAGAUUGACUCACUAUAGGAAAUAACAUAAUUGCGUAAACCUGUGUAUUUGCAUGUUAGUUGAUAUGAAAAAGAAUGAAUAUAAUAUUUUCUGGUAGGAGCUUUUUUCAUUAUAUAGAAGGUGCCAGUUUAUUGUACUGAUGUUAUGCAUUUAUGAACUCUUAAUGAUAUAUUUUUGUAGUUAUUAUUAAUUUAGUUGUCUUCCAGAGAUUUAUAAAACAGAACAUUAAGUGAGUAAAAUUUGAGUGCUCUCCAUGAAAGAGUGCAAUGUAAAGAUAAUUAUGCGUAACCUGAUGAUUGCAAGGAGCUUCAUUUGGUCUGUAAAUUGAAGGAAAACCUUACACUCACGAAAAGAGGGUUGAGUAAAUACACUUGACUGCAGUGGCUCAGUGUCGCAAAGUUUCUGUUACUUGCUCUCUAAUAAAAUGAAGCUGCAGCCAUUGUGUCGAGUGUGAGUUAGGUUUAUCUCCUUAUAUCAGGUGGUCUUUUUUUGUAUUUGUAUUUGGGUGUGCUAUGAUGAGAUGCUCUUUUUUUCUCUUUUCCAUGAUUUUGGUGCCAUUUCUAUCGGUAUUUUUUCCUCCUCUCUUUUUAUGCUAAUCUAAAUUGUGCUCUGAUGAUCUGUUCAUUUGCAGUCUGUUAUUUUUUUGGAAAACAAUAAAUUUCCAGCCAGUUUAUAAGACUGGAGGUAAUAGAAAUUAUCAUAUUUUCAUGUACCUUAUAUGCAAAUGUUAUUGAUUUCUAACCUAAUGCCUUUUAUUGUCUCUACUUUUCUGAGGAAGCAAAGUGUAUCUGCAUUUUGUGUUGCUCUUUCAGUUUUUUUAUUAUUUGUAAUAUGCAUGCUUUAUGAAUUAAUGGAGCCACCUGUUGGAUAUUUGCACUGCACAAUAACUGGAUUACUCUUCUCCCCGUUUCUAUCUUGGUCUCUCUCCCUCACCAUCUCCUUCUCUUCUCUCUCCUACUCCAACUCUCACCCUUACUCUUCCUCCUUAUCCCUCUCCCUCUCUUUCUUGCCAUAAUUAGAUUUACAAGAUGAACAAGGAAAGAAAAAUGUCCAUCUGUUGGAAAUGCAUCAUCAAAGGAAACAAAAAUUGGUGCCUUGAAAGAAUUGCUUAGAUGUUUCUUGACGCUGUUCUAGAAAGUGUAAUUUAAUCAAUUUACAGUAUUUUUAAAUAUUUGGGUGUUCGGUCAUCCAUGUACUUUGAGGGGAUAUCAAAAUUAUUUCUUUGAAGUAUAACAAUUUCAAAGAAUAAUUUCUUUCCUCUUCAGGCAGUGGAUGGCAUUGAGCAUACAUCUCAGUCUCUGUGAUACCUCAAGAUAGUGCUGUAAAUAGAUUUGUUAUAAAUAGAAGUUAUUUUGUGUUACCAUUUAACCUUGGAUGUAAUGCAGGAGUGACGGUGUAGUUUUCAGUUUUGAUAUUAUUGCCAUAACAUCUAAGAGCCGGUACAUUAAUCGAUGCUUAUUUUAAGUUCUAAUUAAUGCAAAUGUAUUUUCUUGAUAAUAAAGAAUAUUACAAGCCA